This is a messenger RNA of Uncinocarpus reesii 1704, 1041 nucleotides long. RefSeq lists its product as uncharacterized. The record is from RefSeq and is a predicted model, not a curated record. Bases 1 to 1041 code for a protein of 346 amino acids. The transcript has 3 exons. NCBI's taxonomy places the organism in Eukaryota, Fungi, Ascomycota, Eurotiomycetes, Onygenales, Onygenaceae.
AUGACUGGUCAAUCGCUACAGCUGGACUUCCACAGAGCUCCCCUGUUUUCGAGCUUUGAGGAUCUCUGGGUAGAAUACUUCAUUCGUUACUUCCUUUCUAUUCUCCAACACAACAAACCGGCUACUACUACUCCUCAGUCUCCGGAAGCGAAAUGCUUAAUCUUACAGGCAAACUCCCUACCAGGCCAACAUUCCUACUCUGGAUCCAUGGCACUCUUUACUGGAAACUCUUACAUUUCUUCGCCGCUCAUGUUCACCCUGUUCUCCACGGUAUCCGUGUUAGCUCUGACGCUUUUUAUUCGGAGAGUGCGGUCUGGAUACCAUGCGUUUUUGGCUUUGGGUCCAGGCGGCACGCCUUCAACAUUCAUGGGAUACCUUCGAAUCUGCGUUUUGCGCAUUUUUGCGCUCAGGAAUCCACUAAACCCGCCUCUCCUGCCCGUUAACCUCCGUCCACAAACUGGCAUCCUGAAGGAUUUACCGAAAAGGAAUUCUCCUCGACCCAAAGUUGCUGGGAUCGCUCCCCAGCGUCAAGUAUCACAGCGAGGCUCCGCAUCCAUGUACUCGGCACUUGCAGCAGCUAUCAAGGACAUAUCUAUCCAUAAUUCUGACCACUUGUAUCUCGGAACCUCUUGCUUUGAGAAACACAGCACCGGCCUAUUCUCUCUGCCGACUCUAAUCAACCAAGUCACUUGCAAUGGCGAAGUUUGCCAUGCCCAUCCAAGUGAUGGCAGCCUCCACCUCACACUCCACCCCGCAGACGUGAAGUAUGUAAUCGAGAAAGGCUGGGGAGAACGCCAUCCCCUGGCAAGAGAAAGCUGGUGGUGGAAACUUCGAUUCGUACCAGUCGGUUUUGUCAUGAUUUAUGCGCCACAGACGAUGGAGGAAUUGCAGUGUGUGAUUCAAAUCAUCCACGCUGCUACCUGGUGGGUAACGGGAAUGGAACCACGCUCUAAGGAUUGUGCAUACAAAACUGCCGCCGUUGCGAAAGCUCAGGGGAGAAGGUCCGAUGACUCUCAGCCGGCGAUAAAUGUUGCGAAUUAA